AAUCUUGCCAGUCACCCGCGUUUCCAUCAACUAACAUGGCCACUCAGACUGCUCCCACCACCAAUGGCGUAGACGCCGGCCAGGCAUACCCUACCUACGACCAGAGCGCCGCUCCUGCCGCUUCGGCUCCACACGAAUCGGCCGCACCUGCCGCAACCGAGCACACUACUGCCUCGAAUGUUGCGCCCACCACCAAUGGCUCUGCUCAGCACUCCGGUGCGUCCGCUGCACCUGCUGCUGCCGCCGCUCCCGCUGCUGCCCCUGAAAUGUCAGCCAGCGAAAAGAAGAAGUAUGAGAAGCUGAUGAAGAAGGAGCAAAAGGACGAGGAAAAGUCAAUGUCGCAUGCUCUGAGUGAUGCCAAGUCGUCUGAAAAGGCUGCUGCCAAGGCCAAGAAGGCCGAGCAGCAAGCGCUCAAGCGCCUGAACAAGUGCACCAAGGAGGAGCACAAGGCAAACAAGAAGUUUGAGCGUGCCCAGACUGCUCACCAAAAGGUCCUUGCUGACAAGGAGCGCCUUACCAAGGAGCUGGAAAUCAAGAAGAACAACACCCAGGCUACUUCCCAGACCUACGAAAAGGCAAAGCUCAACGUCGACUCUACACGAAAGACGAAUGCUUCGCACGCUCAGACCCGUGCUCAGAAGCAGUCCGAGAUGGGCGUGUAAAGCUGAGGAGCUCAGUGACUUAGCAUCCAAGAGUUGACGGCGCAUCGUCUCUCUACAUUGGCACUCACAAAGAUACCGUAAAGGGGGGCUUCGAUGCAGCCGGAACCCUCCUUGACUAUACCCCCAUUCGCAUCGCGCAGG
Molecule: messenger RNA, 803 nt
Organism: Microstroma glucosiphilum
Lineage: Eukaryota; Fungi; Basidiomycota; Exobasidiomycetes; Microstromatales; Microstromataceae
Exons: 3
Coding region: 36-662 (208 amino acids)
Source: RefSeq, a predicted model, not a curated record